AUGAAGCUCACUGCGGCUCAAAAACAGAAGCGUUACCGAGAAAAUCUGACAAGAAAAGGUCGUCAUAACGCUAUGAAAGCGAAAAAUCGCGAAAGAAUGACAAAUGUGCGUAGUAAAUUAUCCGAUCACCAACGAGAGCAGUAUCGUAAGCGUGAUGCAGCAGCCCGUAAAAGUGUUCGCGCUGCUAACAGACGCCAGUCGAGUGCAUCAUUCGGCUCAAAGCACAGUCUUGGUAAAGCUGUUAAAAGAGUAACUAGAUGCCUUCCGCAAGAUCCAUCAAAGAAAAAGCUAGUCAUUCAAGCGAUUGCUCAAUCAAUAGGGUUAUUAGGCCAAUCUAUUCACAAACGUACCACCCGUCAAUUGUCGUGCAAAUUGAAGGAUGACAGUGUUAAAUUUUAUUGUCGAGAUGAUAUAUUGUAUCAAAUGCCGGGAAAGCGAGACACGAUCGUUGCCAGGCAGAACGGAACAAAAUCGACUCAUCAGAAACGAAUUUUAUUAUACAACAUUCGUGAAGUACAUCAAUUGUUCUUAUUGGAACAUUCUGGCUCUGACAUUGCUCGAACAAGUUUCGCAGAACUACGUCCACAAUAUGUACUGAUCAAAGCAUUAAUGAGCCAUCGUGUAUGUGUGUGUGCAUACCAUGAGAAUAUAAAUCUAUUGCUGGAAGCAUUAGCGAAACAUGUGAAAGGUGGAGUGUGCUCGGAUUUGCAAACGUUUACGAAUGCUUUGGUGUGUGAUGAGUCGAACGAAGCAUGCAUGUCCUCAAACUGCAAGACGUGUGCUAAAUAUUUCGAGACAAAAGUUGAAGGAAAUAUCGUCGACUUCACGAUAACGAUCAAAUGGCUUCAAUGGACGAAUAAUAAUGGUCGUGCAGAGAAGCAAGAAUUUGAAGGAACUGUGAAAGGCUGUGUUCAACAUUUGUCUGGCCUCAUUCAACAAUACCUAUUACAUGUAUUCAUCAAGCGUGCUCAAAGUAGUCUAUUCGAACGACUCAAAGAAAAUACGGAUGAUCGAAAAGUUCUUCUACAAGUCGAUUAUGCUGAGAAUUUCGCUAUGGAUCAUCAGGAUGCUAUUCAGUCAUCUCAUUGGAAUACAAAGACGUUGUCAAUUUUUACAGUGUACGCAUGGUGCGAAGCGAAUAGUUAUUCGUUCGCAUUGGCAUCUGACAAUGUUACUCGCAAUAAAUAUUGUGUGGACGUAUGUUUGAAUAACAUCAUUAGUAAACUCAAGCAAUAUUUACCGGAUUUGGAAGAAAUUGUGUUCUUCAGCGAUGGAGCUGCGUCUCAAUAUAAACAACGAUAUCUGUUGCAAAAUUGUUACCGACCAGUAUUUACUCAUAAAAUCUAA
Didymodactylos carnosus is the source of this 1347-nucleotide messenger RNA. The record is from the annotation of a GenBank genome assembly. NCBI's taxonomy places the organism in Eukaryota, Metazoa, Rotifera, Eurotatoria, Philodinida, Philodinidae.